Rotaria sordida is the source of this 567-nucleotide messenger RNA. NCBI's taxonomy places the organism in Eukaryota, Metazoa, Rotifera, Eurotatoria, Philodinida, Philodinidae. The record is from the annotation of a GenBank genome assembly.
AUGGCACGAGAACGAAAUCAAAAUUCAACUUUCGAUGAAAUCGAUAAAUUACUUGCCGAUGAAGAAUUUUGUCGAGCAGUAGACGCAUUGAAUGACAAUACAGACAUUACUGUUCACUCAUCAACACAGACAACACCGGAUCCUUUAAAUACUGCUUUUAUUGAAGAUACCAACCUCAAUGAACAUCAACAAAGUAAUUUAUCUCAACAACAAAGCCAAACUAUAAAUGAUGCAUCAGCCAUCCUUCGUGAAUUGGCGGAGAUAGCGACUGAUCAUGAACAUGAACGGAUCGAUCAACCUUUACCAACAACAACAACAACAACAACAAAAGGAAACUUGGUCGAAAUAGUUGAUCUAUUAUCAUCAACAUCUCGUACGAUCGAUCUAUGUACACCGACACCGACACCAACACCAACAUCAACACCAACAACAAUUGACCUUUGUACACCGACACCAGCAACAAUCGACCUUUGUACACCUGCACCAGUUACGAUCGAUUUAGAUUCACCUCAAAUACCAUCCAACACUAACACUACAGACUCACCACUCCAUUUAAGUCCAAAAUAA